Penaeus monodon (black tiger shrimp) is the source of this 4988-nucleotide messenger RNA. RefSeq lists its product as uncharacterized. The record is from RefSeq and is a predicted model, not a curated record. Gene Ontology annotation, cellular component: cell periphery. The transcript is spliced from 11 exons. Bases 32 to 3643 code for a protein of 1203 amino acids. NCBI's taxonomy places the organism in Eukaryota, Metazoa, Arthropoda, Malacostraca, Decapoda, Penaeidae.
CAGGUGCUGAAGCUGAGGAUGCGGGCCGGUCAUGACUCCUGCUGGCGUCACCUCCAAUGCCGCCUUCUGCACGGUCCUUACGCUGCUGGUCCCGCUCUCAUGUAUUUUCACAGCUUGUGCCGGCUACAUGGUGAAGGCUCCUCCCAACUACACAGCUCUGGAGGGCCACCUCACCGCCACCGUGAUCCUUGCGCCCACGCCGCCCUCAACAGAAGCCCCGCUGUACACAUGGGACUUCGAGAACAGCACUACCUCGCCGGCCAACGGCACGUCAGACGCGUCCUUCUACGCAGAUGAUGUCGACUCACAGGAGGCGGAGGCGGAGGCUGACGACACGACGACAGACUACGGGAACGUGCUUGGAGAGCCGCUGCCGCCGCUUCGUUACAUGAAUGGCUCGGUGGACUUGAACUCCUUGUACGAUGCGAGCGUAGAGGAGGAGGAGGAGGAGGAGGAGGAGGAGGAGGCGCUGGAGGAAUCUGCGGAGCCCCUGACCCUCUCGCUCUUCGCUAAGGGCUACCGCCGAGCCAUCAAGACGUACCGCGUGACGGAGAAUGUGGCCAGCCUGUCGUUCGUGUUCCCAUGCGGCCUCGUGGUUCAGGGGGGCAUCCACUUCUUCAGGCUGGAGCGAGGCGGCGAGGUGCUCGCGGAGAGCGGGGAGGUCGAGGUGGCCUGGCCCAAAGUGGUGAUGGAAGUGCCUCGGUGGCUGGAGACCUACCACAGCCCCGUCGACGUCGAGUUCGGGUUCACGCGCAACAUCUGUCUGCCGCAGAGCCCCAUCCACUUCAAAGUUUGGGUAGACCUUUUAUAUCACGGGAUUCCUGUGGCUGGACCGGACCCCUACGCCCCGCCUACCUCCGCCACGUCCCCUGGCAGCGGAAAGAGUGGCAAGACUCGCGGCGCCUGGACGCCCUUGGACGACGACCGCCUCAGGAGAGCACUGAGGAAGGGCAGGAACAGGACGAACGACCGGGGCCGAAGGGAGGGCAAGAGCCGGAGGAAAUUCACAUGGAGAAUGAAGAAGCAACGAAGAAGAAAAAAUCGAAUCGUGCGACCGGACUCCAUGCGGGGAGACACGCAGGACAAGGAAGUUGGAGCAGAAGGCGAGGCCGAUGAGGCUCUCGCGCGUGCCAAGAGGAUGAUGGGGGCGCAGCCUCCCAGGGGGACGCUGGUGAGCUCAGGCGCGCGGGCGGGGUCGUCAGCCUGGGGCGGGCGGGCCAUGCGCCUCGAGAGGAUACUGCUGCCGGGCUUGUACGCGCGAGGCAGCCACAAGGUCAGCUUCCUCUGCGACAGCAUAGGACCCGCGGGCUUUUACAGCGUCCGCCUCAUCACGAACGUGUCCUCGAGCCCUGUCAUCGCCUCCUCCGAGUGGUUUACAGUGGUCUGGAGUGACCUGUUCAACCUGUUCAUCAGAGCCUCAAGUAUCACCCCUUGUAGAGGCUCCAUCGGCGUGACUGUGUCUUAUCCUGCGUGCAUCGGCGAGUUCGACAAGGUGAGGGUGUUCGCUCGCGUCCGGGCCAACGUCACCUCCGCGGACCCACCCACCGUUGACAGAUACCUGCUGGAGCGCCGAGUUAUUCCUUCCAAGUCCUCGGUGGUGUUCCCGUGCUCCGUGUUCGAAAUCGAGGCCACCGACUUCUGCUUCGUGUAUGUCAACACCGCCAAAAACAAGGCCGUUUCCGAAGUCCAGAGGAAGUGCAUCCCGACGUACAGACCCAACGUGAUUCGCGAGGCCGGCCAAUGGGGACAGUGGGCUGCCUGGACCAGCUGCACCUCCAGCUGCGGCCGUGGGAAGCGCCUUCGCCACCGCUUCUGCGACAGUCCCCCCAGCAGGAACGGCGGCGACUAUUGCCAUGGCGAGAGGCUUGAAAUGACCCCUUGCGAAGGGCCUCCGUGUGGAGAGCCGACCAGGCAUCCCGCCCCUGCCUCGACGCCCAAGGACUCCAGGUGCGGCUGCGGCUGCACCCUUGCCCUCCCGCCGGGGCAGGCCACGUCCAUCACCGCCUCUGCGGCCGACUGCAUGGGCACGGCCGUCUGGCUUUUGCAGGCUCCGGAGGGCGAGCACGUGACGGCCGAGGUGGUGUGGGCUGCCCUCAAGCCCGGGGCGCAGUGGCUGAAGCUGCGCGAUGGCGACGCUGCCGUGGCUCCCCUUCUGGCUCGCCUCCCUUCCGACGCCGAUAUCUCGCCUUCUGUGCCUUCGCCUCGCCGCCACUCGCCUCGUCUCCGCUCCUCUGGCACCGACCUCCUCCUCGAGUUCCGUUCCGACAUCAAUGCGUCCACGCUUGGCCUCACGCCGGCCUCCUGGGGCUUCCUCGUGACGGCCUUCCCUUCAGACGAGGCACCGGUGGUCGACGGCCGAAGCGACCUCGCUGCGCCCACGACCUCGUACGGGCGGCUGUUGGCGGGGAUGCACAUCGCCGCCGUGGUGUUCGUGGCCAUGCUGGUCGCCGCCGUCGUCGCUCUUGCCGUGUACCACUGGCGUCGGUACCGGCUGUACAAACGGGCACGACUCAUCCCGGAGUCACCUUACAUGACGCCCCCGAGCACGCCAUCAAAGGAGGUGGUGAAGGGGUCCUCCACCCUUACGCUGACGGAGGUGAUUUCCCUCAAGUCGCUAAGGCUCCGGACGCGCAUCCCCGUCUCGCUGCCGAUCCGCAAGCGCGGUGGCGGCACGGCAUAUGCGUCGGUGGACGAGGACCAGGCCGACUUGGGGCCGCGGCACUCGCUGCCCAACUCCCCGUUCAUGACGCGCCGCAUCUGCACCCCCACCAUGCUGCGGAGGUCCUCCUCGCAGCUGGGGCGGAUCCUCAGGAAGGGAAGCGGGAACUUCAAGCGCAAGAAGAGAAGGUUCGCCUCCGUGGACGAGCUCGAGACUCGGUGUAUCUCGCCCAUCCACGAGACGCAGCGCGAGGAGGAGGGCGAGGGCGGCAAGGAGGGCAAGGCCGCGGACGGAGGGAAGGGGAAGGACGAGGAGGACUCGGCCAAGUAUCGCGAGUAUCGCAAGUCUCUCCUAGUGGGCGACAGCAAGGACCUUCGUCUCCCGCCGAAGUUGGCCAAGGAGAAGCUCAACCUGGAGAGGGCCCGGCGCUCCGUCAUGUCUCGCACCAACUCGAGCGCGACCAUGAGGGCUUCUUCCUCCGCCUCAGAGCUCUCCGUCAACGGCACCGAUACGGAGAUGGAGUACGACUACUACGACUACGACAUGGACAACGCGUCCGCCGUGCCAGGCUCGCUCUUCGGCCUAGACCCCCUGGUCCUGGCCUGGGUGCCGCCUUUCAUUCCAAUCCCAGGCGAGGCCACGCCUACAAACAGCGACAUACCGCUCCACAAUCUGAACCUGCCCCAGGACCUGUGCGCCAGCCCGCCCGCGCCCGAGGAGCCCGCCCGGCCCACCGUGCUGCCGCUCAAGUACCUUAACAUCCCCAACACCGAGGACGGCGUCGCGGCCAUGAUAAACAGCGUUCUGUCAGAGGAGGCCAACGACCGCCAGGAGCUGAUCGAGGACGAGGACGCAGGGGACGACGACGACGACGACGACGUGCCGCCUUUCGCGCUAGAUCAGACGCCGACGCCAAAUAACGGAAAGAUCCUCAACCUGGACGACAUUCAGUUCGCAGACGAGUCCGACGACGACGCCUUAUAGCGCUAACACCGCCGGGAAAUCUGUGCUCGAUGCGUACCGUUCGUGAAAGCUGGAGAGGUGGUUAUUGGCCCGUGAUAAAGAUACACUGAACUCAUAGUGUGCUUUGUAUUUCUAAGACUGUGUGUCCACUUCUAGUUUUAUGCCCCGUCUCGAAGCUCUAAAGGGUUUUAGCUUACAGGUGUUUGUCUGUCGCUGUGAAGUCUUUGAAGGAGUACAAUCGCCGCCGCCUUGGCGGAGUCCGUCAUGCUUGAGUACAAAGAAUUUUACAAAAAUAUUUUAUGAUAAUGUGAUGUGCUUUGGAUUUUUGUCAUUUCAGGAGCUAUAGUUGUUAGGAUUCUUUAUAACUAACUAUGCAAAAACCCGCAUUGUCAUCAUUAACCCACAUAGCUUCUCUUAGGCGCAUGAAACACCGAAUGGCCGCGUGGUUCCGGUGACUGACAUUCCCCCGUCUCCUAAGGCCUUUACAACCCCCCCCCCCCCCACACACACACACACCUCAUUGUUUGAUUCCCUUCUCGCGUCUUUGUCGUAUCAAUACUGUUAACAAUGUUGCCCGUGUAAUUUUCUAGUCCGUUGCUAGUCUGAAGAAAAAUGAUAAUUAGACCUCCUAUAUCAUAUGUGUCAGCAAAGCGAUUAAAAAGUAUAUGUAAAAUUGAACAGAUUUUUGCAGAUGAGUUGUAGUGCUGUUUCCAGCUGCCUCGAAAAUAUAUGCGUUUCGGUGAACCAAAGUCACCUGGAAGUACUGAUUAGGCUGAAUUAUUCGUGAUAUUACUGGUCUAUCUGUUUAGAAUGAUCAUAAGAAAUAAGUUGUUUAGAAUGUUCAAAAUAGCUGUGAAUUUGAACCUGAAUCACGAUUGCACUGCUUAUCGGAAAAUUGGUUGUAUUCCAACAAUAAAUUUUCUGGGCAAUUUAUUUUUCAUGUAGAAAAAGGCUUUUUGUAGAAAAUUAAGGUUUAAAGGCUGGACAUUUGUAAAAUGUCUGUCCAUUUCAGCAAUUUUAAGGGCAUUUAAGGGAUCUUUUGAUCGAAUAUGGGAAAUGUUUUAAGUGUAAUUCCCAGAGUAGUGACACAUCUCGUGAACGAAUAUUUCUAUCAAGAUUCACGCUGUUUGUGAUAUGGCGUUUAACCUUGAAUAUGUAAAUAUAUUAAAGUUCAUAUGAUAAUCUGUACAGUGUAAAUAUUCCUGUGUGUCACACCGAAAGUAUGAAGUGGAAGGGAGUUUCUCGUUUAAGCAAAUCGAACUUCUACACUCUGUUUCCUCUCUUUCUGUCUGGCUUUUUCUCUAAAUGCCCAGUUGUGUGUGUGUGUGCUUGUGCGUUCGUGUGUGUAUGUGUAUAUGUGUGUUUG